Molecule: messenger RNA, 1543 nt
Organism: Triplophysa dalaica
Lineage: Eukaryota; Metazoa; Chordata; Actinopteri; Cypriniformes; Nemacheilidae
Gene: eif3ha
Product: eukaryotic translation initiation factor 3, subunit H, a
Exons: 8
Coding region: 405-1367 (320 amino acids)
Cellular component (GO): eukaryotic 43S preinitiation complex; cytosol; cytoplasm
Molecular function (GO): protein binding; translation initiation factor activity; metallopeptidase activity
Source: RefSeq, a predicted model, not a curated record
UAGUACUGCCAUGGCAAUGGUUUAGCAAAAUGAUGUUUCCUGAAUUCAUCUGCGGCUAGUUUCAUCUUAAACGUCUCAAAUCAUUUGUCCGAAGACAAGAAUUCUGUCAUAGGAAACAUCGCUCACAUUGUGCGGUGCACGUUGUCCACGAACUUUAGCCAUGGCGUCACGUGCACCAGUGUCGCUUGUGAAAACAACAAUGGCAGCGCGCGGUGGGUGAAACUGUGUAGAAUAAGGGGUGGUAACAUUAUAAUAAAAUCCGUUUAGACAUCACAACCGGAGUCGAUUUUUCACAAACUUGCAGGGAAAGGAACACCAAAACAAACUUACUGAGUUCUUAUUUUUCAAGUUUUCUGGGUUGCUAGAUGCACCCUGGGCCCGAUUAAAGCACUUAAACACAGAAAAUGUGGCGUUUUCAUAUAAUGUCUCCUUUAAAACAGGUGGUGUUGAAGAUCAUUAAGCAUUAUCAGGAGGAGGGUCAGGGCAGUGAGGUGGUUCAGGGUGUUCUGCUUGGGUUGGUGGUGGAGGAUCGUCUGGAGAUCACAAACUGCUUCCCUUUUCCCCAGCACACUGAAGAAGAUGUCGAAUUUGAUGAAGUUCAAUACCAGAUGGAGAUGAUGAGGAGCCUGCGUCAUGUUAACAUCGACCAUCUUCACGUCGGAUGGUAUCAGUCUACAUUUUACGGCUCUUUUGUCAGCCGAGCGCUGCUGGACUCUCAGUUUAGUUACCAGCAUGCCAUCGAAGAGUCCGUGGUGCUUAUUUAUGAUCCCAUCAAGACUGCGCAAGGUUCUCUGUGUCUGAAGGCUUACAGGUUAACCCCCAAACUGAUGGAGAUCUGUAAGGAGAAAGAUUUCUCACCAGAGGGGUUGAAGAAGGCCGCCGUUGGAUUCGAGCACAUGUUCGAGGAGGUCCCCAUCACCAUCAAGAACUCCCAUCUCAUAAACGUGCUCAUGUGGGACCUUCAGGAGAAGAGUACGGUGGCCGACAAACACGAGCUGCUCAGUCUGUGUAGCAGUAACCACCUGGAAAAGAGCCUCCAGCUCCUCAUGGACCGCGUGGACGACAUGACCCAAGACAUUGUUAAAUUCAAUACAUUCUGCCGCAACAACAGCAAGCAACAACAGCAGAAGCAGCAGUAUCUCCAGAGGAGACAGCAGGAGAAUGCUCAGCGUCAGAGUCGUGGAGAGCCUUCACUUCCAGAAGAAGACAUCGUCAAGAUGUUUAAACCUCCACCUGCUCCCGCACGCAUGGAAACGCUUCUCAUCUCAGGACAAAUCAACAACUACUGUGAGAACAUUAAGGAGUUCACCUCACAGAACCUUGGCAAACUGUUCAUGGCAGAGGCCCUGCAGGGCCACAACAGCUAAAGAGAGAGUGCCAAGACAGAGAAAGAGACGAGACGAAGCGAGGAUACAGUCAAACCAUCUGCCUUUUUCAUCUCUGAAGAGCAAAAGUAUAUUCAUGAAGAGCUUUGGGGAGAAUCAUGUACUGUUCUUUUGCCAUUUGUACUUGUACGAGGCCAAUAAAAGCGGACACAUAUCUC